Seriola aureovittata is the source of this 1538-nucleotide messenger RNA. It is a transcript of the gene eif3jb, whose product is annotated as eukaryotic translation initiation factor 3, subunit Jb. The record is from RefSeq and is a predicted model, not a curated record. Lineage: Eukaryota; Metazoa; Chordata; Actinopteri; Carangiformes; Carangidae. The transcript is spliced from 8 exons. Gene Ontology annotation, molecular function: translation initiation factor activity. Gene Ontology annotation, cellular component: eukaryotic translation initiation factor 3 complex; cytoplasm. Bases 127 to 864 code for a protein of 245 amino acids.
GGACAGCGAGGACGUUAGAUAAGCCGACAGUGACGUCCAGGAGGUGGGAGCUGUUUCUGAACGUGGCCAGCGGGCUGCAGCACUGACUCCACCGCGAGCCUGUCAAACACAACCAACACAGCCGACAUGGCGGACUGGGACGCUGACAACUUCGAGCCGGACGAGCCGAUUAAAAAGGCGGCAGCGAUGGACAAAUGGGAAGGCGAAGACGAAGACGAAGACGUUAAGGACAACUGGGAUGAUGAGGAGGAAGAUGAGGAGAAAAAAGGAGAGGUGAAAAAAACAGAGACAAAAGUUUCUGAAAAGAAAAAAUUGAUUGAGAAGAUCAAAGAGAAAGAAAACCGGUUAAAGAAGAAACAACAGGAGCUGAAGGAGAAAGAGAUGGAGAAUAAACAAGAGGAGCUCACUCCUGAAGAACAACUCGAAGAGAAGUUAAGAGUGAAGAAAUUACAGGAAGACGCAGACUUGGAGCUAGCAAAAGAUGCUUUUGGUGUUAGCAGCACUUCGAACAGUGUUACUGGGAUCGAUGCCAUGUGUCCAUCUUCCAAAGAAGACUUCACAGAGUUUGAAAAAUUGCUGAAAGAAAAGAUAUCCCAGUUUGAAAAAUCUGUGCAUUAUUCAAGUUUCUUGGAGUCAUUGUUUCGGGAACUCUGUAUUUCAUUGGAAGUAGAUGACUUGAAGAAAAUCAGUAAUUCCCUGUCAGUCCUACUUAGUGAAAAACAGAAACAAGAAAAACAAAACAAAGGAAAGAAGAAGAAGAAAGGGGUCGUAGCUGGAGGUGGGUUGAAAGCACAGCUGAGAGAUGACCUUGACUAUGCAGAGUUUGAUGGUGGAUACGCCCAAGACUAUGAGGACUUCAUGUGACACUGGCUCCAUCACUACUGCCCUUUACCCCUCCCAACCCUCAGAAAUGCAGCUGUACCUUCUCAUGCUGUCCAGUGCCAUCCUGGAAAAUCUGAACUAUGUGUUGCCCCCUUCAUUUUGCUUCAAUGACCAGAGGGAGUAUACCAGGGAGCAUACAGUCUCACCAACUCUUUAUGUUCAUACAUAUGGAAUUGCCUUUUCUCUGUCUCAUUCAGCCUCGACUCACACACACACAUAAUCAUGUAGUAACUGUUGGGUGACCCAGCUUCAAUGGAGAAUACAUUGUAACUGCUGUUGUCUGAGUUUUGCGGGGCGCAUUUUUAAUUAAAUGUUGCUCCUGUCAAAAUGGCAGAUAUAGUAUUGCAGUUAUAACUGUAGUGACAUAGAAACACAAGGUUCUAUGCAAAUUCUUUAACCAGAAUGUCAUGUAUAUAUUAUAGGUCUCACUUACCUGUGGAUGGUUCUUACAGGAAAGUAUAUAGUAUCUAUAACUUUGGUUGCCAAAUGCAGAACAAUUAUUCAGUACAUUAUUCAUCUUUAUCUCUGGAAAGGUUGCAUUGUAGGUGAUUUUGAGACUGAUGCAACAUGUAAGUAGUAGUUGUGAGAGAGCACAUGACAUUCAUUGUAAGAUAAAAGGGAUAGACAAGUAUAAUAAAUGUGACUUUAAAACCUCA